Molecule: messenger RNA, 8643 nt
Organism: Daphnia pulex (common water flea)
Lineage: Eukaryota; Metazoa; Arthropoda; Branchiopoda; Diplostraca; Daphniidae
Product: ubiquitin carboxyl-terminal hydrolase 24-like
Exons: 36
Coding region: 193-8391 (2732 amino acids)
Biological process (GO): protein deubiquitination
Cellular component (GO): nucleus; cytosol
Molecular function (GO): protein binding; cysteine-type deubiquitinase activity; cysteine-type endopeptidase activity
Source: RefSeq, a predicted model, not a curated record
GUCAGCGCCCACGGUUUAAUAGGGAGGGCGCAUUUGACAAGGGGCCUGCCUACCGCUAACAUUUGUUUGCCACUCCUCCAUGCAGUUUAUCCUAUGUGUAUAGAAGAAUUUCAAAAAGCUCCGCGAAGGAGUUCGUGCCUCUUGUGAUCGUAAUAAACAAUAAAAAUUUUAAAACGCCGGAGAGAAGACGUCAUGGACGUCGAAGACGAAAAUAUCAGCACGUUAAUGGCCAUGGGAUUUCCGGACAUCGGAGAAAUCAAACGAGCUUUACGUUUAGCCAAGAAUGAUCUAAAUGAAGCAGUUGCUAUCCUCACCAAUGAUCAGUCAGUGUCAUCUUAUGGACCUGUUGCUGACUUAAACAUCGAUGUUGACAUGAAAGAGGUAGCUGGUGUUUCCAAAGGAUCCAGCGAAGAUGCUUCCGUGUCUGAAAGUGGAAAUGAUGGCUUCCCUGAAACCCACCUGUAUGAAUUAGAGUCUAGAGUAUUUACAGAUCAAUGGUCUAUUCCUUAUAAAAAGGAUGAAAGUUUGCAUAAAUGCUUAGCAGCUGCGACAAAACUAAUAGAAGAAGGUGUUUGGGAGAAUGAUGAAAACAUGCAGAGGUUUUUGAAUAAAUGCAUGCCAGAGGCAUUCAGAAAGUUGUUAAAUUCUGGAGCAGUGCAGAGGUGGAACUCUGAAAUUCAAAAAGGAAUCUAUAAUAUGCUGGAGCUAUUCAUAGAUCUUCUUGUUGUUCGCAUGAAGCACAAACCAGUUCCUGUUCAAAUGCUUAACCAGGUAUUCUCACUUGCCUGUGAUUUAGACUGUGAAUGGAAUUGCAAGAAUAAAGGACAACAGAGUGAGGAAAAACACUGGGAAGAUUUAUUUGGACCAGGUGAAAUAUUUGCAAGGUCGCCGGAAAAUUUUAAUCAGGAUCCAUAUGGUUGGCUUGUGGACCUUUUGAAUCAUUUUGGAGCCAAAAAUGGAUUCGGCAUGAUGCAAGAUAGUUUUGAAGAAGAUCUUGAUCCAGUUUCCAUGGCUGCGAUAUUAAGACCAUUAGGAAACUGUGCCGAAUUGUUAAAUCCAUCUGCUGUGUGUCCCAUGCUUACAAAAUGUGUGGAGUAUGCUGUUAAUCAUGUUACGAUGAUUGAAGAUAAAGAUUUAAAAAACAAGGAUAUCGGAGCUGUCCUUGAACUACUAGUUGCGCUAAAGUUACUCUGCAAAUGUUUAUGGCCUGACCUUGCUGACAGAAUGAACAACAUUCGCCUUGAGGUGAUCCUACGCAUGCUGAAAACACCUCAUUUUAGCACACGAAUGAAUGCUCUGAAAGAAGUUUCAAAGUUAGUGGAGGAAGCUGAAUCCACGUCGCCAAAGAAAUCUUCUAUUCCAGGAGAUCAGCUGGCAGAAUGGUUGUCUGAUCAUCAGGUGUUGUCGGUUGCUCUGGAAGGCAAUAUUGACCACGUACAGUACACCGAUCGGAUUAAAGGUCUUGUCGAAUUUUUGGGUCCACGCCUAAGCUCGGAUGAGUUGAGUCAAAUCUGGGCAAUGGGAGAAAAAAGUUUUCAUGUCGUGGAUAAUCUACAUGGUGUUCUUGCCGCUGCUGCUCCCAAACUUGCCCCGGCUCAGUUGGAUCAUUUGUUGCUGCUCGUUCAAGAGAAAUGGCAGCGCAAUUCCAACGAUCGAAUGAGAGAAAAGUUACUCAGCUUUCUUGGCCAGCUUGGUAAAGAAUGUCGAGUAUCUAAAACGGGUUCAAAGAUAUUGGAAACAUUAUGGGAUUUAGCCCGCUAUACCGGACUUCCAUGUCACUUAGUUGAGAGAGCACUCGAUGAGCAUUUGAGUGUGUUGGCUGAAAUACCGAACAAAGAGCAAUUAAGAAAAACAUAUGUUUUGCGCUGCAUCGACGAUUUGAAGAAAGGAAAUCAGGGUACACUCCCACUGCUUCGUCAUUUGUUGAAUGUUGCUCGGAGCAUGGUAAAAGGGAGUGGGACUUACCACAAACCUGACAAAACUGCUUUAGCAGAGUGGAACACUAAUCACGAAAUUGUUAAACUAUUGCUAGUUUCACUUGGAAAGUGCCAUUCUCAGGCAGUUGCUUCAGCUAAAGUUUUGUCUCAGUCCUUAACCCAAGAGACGAUUGCGGAUACCAGAUAUGGGUAUCGACAUGGACAGCUUAUUCAAGCUCACCUUGAUUUGUUGCAAUUACUAUUGAAGGAAGCUGACUUAUACCUUCCGUGGGCUAGGUGCAAGGAAUUGUGGGACACUCUUGUGACAAACCCAGAUGCAUGUGAAGCUGACAGAGAGUGUUGUUUUCAAUGGUUUGCAUCGUGCUUGGGAGACAUGCAGCCUGAUACGCAAAGUGCUCUUUUCCGCGAAAAAAUUUUGAAGAGUAACCCUGCCCAACUUACUCUGAGAGGUUUUGAGUGUGUUAAAACUUUCUUUGAAUCCGUGAAUGUGUCGGAUGGCAAAAUGCGAAGAUUUGGAACACAAGCGAUGGUUGAAAAAUUGGACCCUAUUGGCACUGACUAUUUUUGGCAAGUAGCUUUGGAGUCUCCAAAUGAAGACUUAGCAAAAGAAGCCAUGGGGCAUAUUUUAGAUAUCUCGUAUUUACAUCUUGCUCCCCGGAUGAAAAAGGAUCCUGCGACUUUGCAUAAAAAGUUUAUUAAUGAUUGCUAUAAGCGAUUAGAGACCCAAGUUCCAUGUUCCAAAGCCACAUCUUCAAACACGCCUGCAAUUUCUCUUGUUCAGCUGUCGUCGUUGACACCCGACAAAAAAUCUGGUUGUCUUCAGCACAUCAGGCGGUUGUUAGAACUUGUCGAAAAAUAUAUAAGUGUCAUAGAAGAAACCCAUCCAGCUCCAAGAACAAUUUUGCCUCAUGGACUAUCAUUUAAAGGAGAACCAAUAGGAUUACACAUAAAAACGGAAGAUUCCAAGACGGACAUUGAUUUACUGGUUCAUAGUCACGAAACGGUAUGGGCUGUCAAACAAAAGAUUGCAUCGCUUCUACGCCUCAACGCCGAACAAAUUACUUUGGUCAUAGGCGAUCGCCCUUCUCCUCUAGGUCGAGAACAAAAGUCGUUGAGUCAACUCGGUUGUACGGACAAGCAAACUUGGGUUGUUAAAUCAACGUCUGGGGCUGGGGCUGUGUCUGGUGGUGCGCAGCUAACUGAGUUGAAAGAAAAUUGGGAUGAAUUGCCAAACACUCCAUCACCCGUUGUUGGAGCCUCUCCUUCAGAUACGGUUGAAACCGAAAUGGAAGAGGCAUCCAGCCUUAGCACAUCGAAUACCUCCGCUGCUCGAAUGUCUUUCCACAUUGAACAGGAGCGAUCCUUGCCUGGCAUUGUUAUGGCUAACGGUGGCCAAGUCUUUACCAUGCUUUAUCAACUUUCGGAAAUUGAUGAUCUUAAGAUUCAAGAAACUAUUCGAAGGCUAUUACAUUUGAUUCCGACGGAUCCUGCAGUCCUAGAAGUUCUGGAAAAAGUUGCCUCGAGACGAUCUGCUGCGUCUGCAUUUUCGACCGCUGCUUCGUUUGACGUUGAUAUACGUCCACGGCCUUCGGUUGGAAGUUUAAAUGCUCUCAGUGCCAGUAAUACUGCUUCAACAUCACCAUUUGCACGUGCUACUGCACCCACAGUUGUUGGCCAUGCAGCUAUUGCGACAUCACCGACGAAAAGCAUACCCUCACUUUCUAUUUCUCAUAAGCCAAGUGGGUUAGCUAGUAAUAUACGCUCUGCAAGCUUUCGCCGUGCGCCACAACAACUUUCAGUUGCCGAUAAGAACGAUUCUAAGGAAUCUGUGGAGGACAUGCUCAGAGGAUUACUGAAUCCAACAGCUCCACUCAUGUCUCCUUUCCGUGUACUUUAUAAUCUUGAGGUUUUGUCUGGACGAUUAAUGCCAACAUUUUUCGACAUAACUACCCUGAACAAGACCAACGUCUUCAAGCAAGAAUUUCUAUUGGCUUGUGGAUUAAACUUCGUGUCUCGAGUUCUUCGCAAGGAUUAUUUUUCGCAAGAUGUCAACUAUGAAAUCCGACAAGGAUGCUGCUUGAUUGCUCUUCAAUUGGCCCGCUUUUUGUUGUGUGGUGAAGUUGAUGAAGCAGCUUCAAGUAUGGCAAUGAAAACCCAAAUGACUCCUUCCAAGUUGCAGUUAACGCCGACGAAAAUGACGCCUACGAAAAUUUCACCUAUUCGUCAGACUACGCCUAUUAAAAUUCAACUUUCUCCUGUAAAGCUGCAAUCCGUCACCACUUCCUUGAGCUUUUCGUGUAGCCCCGUCAAAGAAAUUUCUUUGGAAACGGCAAAAGCAGCCUUGCAAGUAUUGCAAACCUUGAGCGAAGCUGAAUUUCUUGAUAUGAUUUCCUGCUUCGUUCGCGUAUGCUGGGCAGCCGCUGCAGGAAAGUUGUACCUCGCCGCCGCACCUGGGUCAUCACCUUUGCCGAACAAGGACGGUGGUGGUCAGUCGAUUGAUAGUGGCACUGGCACUGGCAGCAAUAUCAGCGUCGCAUCAUCUCUACUCAAUCCCGGCAGACGAAGUCGUCAGAGUAGUACGGGUAGCACAAGUAGCAGUAGCAGUUGCGGAGAUACCGAUACUGCCGGUCUGUACUUUGGGAUUUGCGCUUCCAACAAAGAACUCUGCAGCAAAGAUGUUCUCAUUGCCUGUGAAGCUCUUGAGUUGCUGAUUACUUGUCUAGAGGUGCGAGGGACAAAAGAGCUCGCAGCUUUUUUUUCCUUUCCCUAUGUUAAAGAUUUCAUCAUAGAUAUACUUCUUGGUUGUGCCAGUUCAGAAGUGCGAGACAAAGCUUCUGCUCUGUUUUUUAGACUUAGCCAAGCACAAAGUCAGUCCAGUAAACAUCCACUAACUCAGAUUUUAGUCAAAGCUCCAGUCCCACUAUGGAUAACAUCGUGUACAACGCGAGGGGCAUCGCAGCGACUGUUAUCGCAGUGCAGUCAAUAUUUCAAUUUGCGGUGUCGACUCUUGUCAUCACUGACGGUAGCUGAUCAGCGCAGUUUAGGACUAGUGGCUGUAUCUAUGCUAAACGAUGAAGUUGGAUGGCUGUCCAAUUUCACUCCGUACAGUGGAACUUCAUCGAUCGAGAUGGAGCAAGCCGACAAUGCCUUGCUAGCUGGUCAUUUAAAUGUGGUGAGAGGACUUCUCAACUGUGAUGGUGUAAACCGAAAAGAAGCAGGGAAACUAUUAAUACCAGACCUUCUUAAUCAAUAUCUCUUUCCGGCAUCAAAAUUAAUUGCCGAAGGAUUAAAACGUGCUAGUUUCUUGUCUACUCCAACAAAUAUUAAUCCUAAAUGCAGUCAAUCGGAAUCGCGUCUUGCUGCAUAUGCAUUGAUCAUUGAGUUGGUUGUUGAAUGUAAGGAGAAUCUUGAAGCUGUGGUCAAACAACUGAUAUCCAUGCACCAUCGAUUCAACCCAGAUUUGGCUAAAGAAUUUGAGUUUGAACCAGCAGUGGAAGGUCGAGCGGCCUGUAAUUUCGUGGGGUUAAAAAAUGCAGGCGCAACUUGCUAUAUGAACUCUGUAAUCCAGCAGUUAUAUCUCAUCCCAGGCAUCAAAGAGAGCAUUUUGGCAAUCGACGAUGAAGAUUCGGACGAAGACACGCUUUUCUUCCAGUUCCAAAUGGUCAUGGGACACUUACAGGAUUCCAAACUUCAGUACUAUGUGCCAGAGAAGUUCUGGCGUUGCUUACGCCUUCGAGGCCAACCUGUCAAUGUUCGUGAACAACAAGACUCUUUUGAGUUUUUCACACACUUGGCUGAUAGUAUUGACGAACAUCUUUUCAGAAAUGAGCGUGAAAAACUUUUUCAAAACACUCUUGGUGGCGUUUUUAGCGAUCAAAUGAUUUGCAAAGAAUGUCCACAUCGCUAUGAAAGAGAGCAAAUUUUCCUUGCUCUAAAUCUGACAGUGAAAAGUCACAAUCUACUUGAUUCACUGGAGCAGUUUGUUAAAGGAGAACUUUUAGAAGGAGAUAAUGCUUAUUUCUGUGAAGAGUGCGGCGUAAAGAGAAAUACAGUUAAACGCAUGUGCAUCAAGACAUUGCCUUCAACCUUGGUUAUUCAGCUGAAGCGCUUCUACUACGAUUGGGAUGCAGGAAGGUCACUCAAGUUCGAUGACUACUUUCAAUUUCCAUGGGAAUUGGAUAUGGCACCGUACACGUCAGAAGGCAUUCAAGAGCGAGAACGAACCGACAGUCCUGGUGUUGAUGUUACUACAGCAACUACAUCUAAAAAUCGCAAUAGUUUGACUUUAAAGAGUACGCGUAUGUCUUCAAGCAAUUACGAGCUUGUUGGCGUCGUUGUACACAGUGGACAAGCCAGCGCUGGACACUACUACUCCUUUAUUAAAGAAAGAAAACGUUCGGAAGAUCGUUCCGGUCGUAAUCGAUGGCUGAAAUUCAAUGAUACAACCGUUGAAGAAUUCGAUAUGAAUGAUACAACUCUUGAAGCUGAAUGCUUCGGUGGAACUUACAAAGCAAAGAGUUAUGAUACAACGAAUGGAUUUCCGGAAACACGACAGCGAUAUUGGAACGGCUAUAUUCUGUUUUAUGACAGAAUCGAAGAUCCCAUGAAAACUCCACGAACUCCUCGUAAGGGAACAAGCAGCUCUGGAGCAAAUUCUAGCAUUGUGACUAGAAGCCGAUCUUUCCGAGCAGCAGGAUCCCUAUCCUCUACGCCUAACAAACUUUCAUCAGCUUCGAUUGGAUCUGUUCCGCAACGUGACAGUUUAAGCCAAUUGUCUGAAUUGCUGAACCACGGUGAAAGGCAAGGCCUAUUUGGAGGAAAAAUGCCCGCCCAAGUGCAACAAGCAGUGAGGGAAGAAAAUCUUCGUUUUUUGAAAUCUCGGGACGUUUACUGUCCGGACUACUAUGAAUUUAUCUACGAAUUGUGUCAAGCCAAUGCAACCAAGAAGACUGCAUCCAAUUCAUGUGCAGUACCAUCCGUAAAUCUUGCCCUUCACUUUUUGUGCCACACUUAUUUACGAAUUCGAGCUAAAGAAUCCAGCCGCCUCUCUUCUUGGGUCGACCUAAUCAAUAGCUACACAUCAUCUUACAAAGAGUGUUCAAUGUGGGCCAUUGAUUUUUGGUCAGGGGAAGAAGGAACUAAGCAUAUUCGAUCCUUUCUGCUGGAGUGUCCUUCUCGAAAUGUACGCCACCAGUUUUCAAAGAUAUUGGAAAAUUCGUUGUCGAGUUUUUUUAGUCAUGGAGGGGAGACGAAUCAACCGUGUCUAAUAAAAUUACUGGAAUCGUUGCUGUCCAUGUUGGAUAAAGAUGUCCCUGAUAAUUGCAAAACAUGCUCGCAAUUUUUUUAUCUUCUAUCAACUUAUGCAAAUAUGGGAGUUGACCAGUGUCAACAUUUAUUUCAACUUGGUGCUUUCCGUAAGCUCCUCGUGUUUCUGUUGGGAGCAGACAGAGUCGGAUUCAAUCCUCCAUCACCAGUUUUAUCCCCCCGAGAAAAUAAUUCGAAGCCAACACCAACCGGACAAAAAAGUCUUGCCAUACCUUUGCCAGCACCUUCCCCUACCUCUACACUGCAAAGAAGGUGGAGUCAAACGCAGGCAAAGGAUUUCCAUGAUCUCCAUACAACACUGGCAACAAUGAUCCUUCAUUGCGAUUUGCAAGCCCAAAAUUCCAGCAUCACAGCCUGUGACAAUACUGGUAGGCUUCCUACACCACCGGAAGUAACUUCAGUGCUGUAUGGACAAAGUUCCGUAUUUUACUUUCAGGAAUUAGUCGUUGCGUGUUGCCAUUUAAAUAACAUAAGUGGUGAAUCAUCAUUGAUCCGAAUGCUGUUGUAUAUUGCUCGGGGACAGCUGGAUUUCUCGCGGACUCUGCUUCGUGAAACAUUGCACCAGUGCGCGGUUGUUUCGGCUAGUGAAUUGAAAAAUUUGGCGCAGCUUCUCCAAGAAAUUUUGGUUUUGGAGGAUGGUCUGCAGUUUAACCGACUUCAGUGCGUUAUUGAUGGUUUUACUGACAAGGACGGCCAGUCUGUUGAAGGCGUUUUAGCCUUAAUACAAUCGCAACAAAGCAACGACAGCAGGCGGGCCUAUCAGCUAAUGAAAUUUUUAGUUAGUCUUGCAAAUCGCCUUCAAAUUGCAAAAGACUACCUGUUGCAAUCACCAUGCAAGUGGCAGUGGUCAGUCAAUUGGUUGAAGCAAAAGAUUGAGCAAAGCUACUGGUCACCCCACGCUGAUCUUAGCAAUGAGAAUUCCAACACACGAAUAUUUCAACGAACAACAUCUGCUCAGGUUACAUUGGAAGAGGCUACAGCACUUCUGACCGAGUUUGAAUCGUCGGACAUGGAAACCGAAACGGAUCUUGAUUUUGGGUUAGCGCAGUCUAUUGAAACUGAUGAGAUAUCUACUACCCAAGAAUCUACUUCUAAAUCAAAGUGUCGUUUUAGCUUAGGUCCCUCUUGAAUUGGCCACGAAGCUCACUUCAAGUUGGGUAAAAAAUGAUGCUAGCAAUUGUCGAUGUUGUGAAUUUCAUCAUUCUUGUCGACAAAACGCAUUUGCCUUUUGUUAAACAGUCCGAAUCCUCUCCCCAAAACUGUCUGAACAUGUGCCAAUUACAUGUCCGCCUCGGUUAAGACACACGGAUGUGAAACCCUUUCUUUGAAGCUACGAAUUACCUUCUAAGUAAUGAAAAAAUACAGUUUCAGUAACUAAUGA